UGAAAUUUGAACUGUAGCUCAGGCGCGAUAUGGUUCCGCAACAGAAGCUAGCUUAGCCAAAAAGAAAAAAACAAAAUGAAUUCUGGGAUCAAUUACGGUGUGGAUGAUAAGGACCUAGACAACGCCGAAUUCUGGGCGGUGAUAGAUGCUGCCGCCGCCGCUUCCACCACCGUUUCCAAGCACCGCAAUAAUAUAUAUGUAGCUCACAAACAGACUCCGAUUAGACCUCUUCCAGCUAUCUCAAAUCCUUCUCCACAUUCUAUUAAUAGGCUGCCAAAAAACCCUAGAAGUGGUGGAGAGGUUUCAAAUUGCCGGCCGCCGAAAAUCUCCAGGACUACUCCGAGUUCGAAUUCUUCUAUGGUUAUGGUAAAGCAGAGUGUGCAGCACUCGCCGUCUCAUGUGACGAAUUAUUCCUCGCCGGAGUUGGAUCGUAGCUAUAACAACAGUCCGAUUGGUUCGGAAUGUUCGCCGGAAACUACAUUGAGGCAUUGCUUGGCUGCUCCUUUCCCAACUGUUUCUCUCUUCAAGCAGUAUCAAAAUGCCGCUAUGGCCAUUCUGGAGAAAAGUGACUACACUAUGAUUUCUGGAAGUCCCUUCAUCAAAAAAGCUGGUUGGAGGAAGAUAUCCUUUUACUUCAAUCUAUCAUAUGAAAUUAAAGAGAAGAACAUCGAAUUUGAUGAGAAUCGUAAUGUCCUACGUGCUGAAUUUAUAGUUCGGGCGCACAUGCAAGGUUCAAGGUUCUCAGAUGGAUGGGGUUCUUGUGAGCGGCGGGAGAAGAAAUUUCAAAAACCAAAUCAUGACAUUCCCAGCACGGCAGAAACCAGAGCCAAAAAUAAAGCAUGCCAGGACCUGCUUGGAAUUGGAGAAUAUCGACCUGGUGUGAGCCAGAGUACUCACCGGUAGACUAUCAAAUAGUUGUAUUUCAUAAGAUACUCUAUAUCGAGUCAUUUGCAGUUCCAUUAAUCACCCAUUAUAACAAGUAUCCUCGGAACAAAGCUUGAGGUUGGGUUGUAAAAGCCAUGCUGAAAUGGGUACAGAAAGAAGUUCUAUGUACUGCAGUACACCCCUAGUGUGCUUGUAACAUCUAAAGCCAAUCCCAUACUUGUAAUAUAUUUUUACUUUAUUCUCUUCUUGUCAUGUCACCAACUUCCAAUCUUGUUGACUGCGAUUAUACACCCGGCAGCGGCAGGGGUUAUAAAUUUUAUUGCC
Molecule: messenger RNA, 1209 nt
Organism: Nicotiana tabacum (common tobacco)
Lineage: Eukaryota; Viridiplantae; Streptophyta; Magnoliopsida; Solanales; Solanaceae
Source: RefSeq, a predicted model, not a curated record